AAAAAAGUGUCAAGGUUUUUAUUUUGGCAAAAAUGUCUGUGAUAUUUCAAACAGUAAUAAACACUGGAAAAGUUUAUUCUUUUAAUAAAUCUCUACGUGCCUCCUUAACUUCUUGCAAAUGUCUAGCUGUGAGGAAAUACUCAGAUGUGAAGAAAUUUACAUCUUUUGACGAUAUUGUGGCUCAGAGAAGAGCAGAGGCGAGGCGGAGCCUUGUAGUUCAAGUUAACUCAGAAUCUUCAUACGGUGAAUUGUACGGUUACUGUUCAAAAUAUGCUGAAAUCAAUGGUGUUCAUCAUUACAAAAAUGCAGGAGGAGAGCAUUUUAUGCUUAUUGAAUUUGGUUCAGAAGAGAACCUCAAGAAUGUUAUCCAAAACUGCAGCUCUCACCAAAAGGACAUUGAAGUUAUGGCCUCAAACUCCCCUUUUCUAUGGUUCCGAGCAGCUCCAGGCAAGAAGGAAAAGUUAUCAAUUCCUUCAAAAGCCCUCAUAAUCAAAGAUGGUAAUGCACCUCCUAAUGAGGAAGCACUCUCUGAGGAGCUAUUGAAGUGUUCCACUGUAUCUGAACAAAUACAACUGUUGUAUGAUAGAACAAAACUGAAUGAUCUGGGAGUUCGGUUACGGUUCAUGGUUGCUAGGCAGUUAGAAGUCAUAUUUGAGAGCCUGUAUGCCAACAUAGCAGUGAGGCCAUUUGGCUCCUCAGUGAAUGGGUUUGGCAAGAUGGGGUGUGACUUGGAUUUAGUCUUGACUAAUGUGGUGACCAAAGAAAUGAGCGACGGCAACAAAAGACUGGUGUUUCAAGAGAAGCGCUGCGAGGGCGGGCGCGGCGCUUGGCAGCGGCAGCUCGAGCUCGCGGCCGAGCUGUUGGAGCUCCGAGCAGCUGGAGCCACGCGCGUCACGCGCAUACUGCACGCGCGUGUUCCGAUCGUCAAGUACGCGCACGAGCUCACAGGCGUCGACUGCGACCUGUGCUACAGCAACACGUCGGGCGUGUACAUGUCAGAGCUGCUAUGGACCCUGGGCUCGCUGGACGAGCGCGUGCGGCCGCUGGCGGCGCUGGUGCGGCGCUGGGCGGCGGCAGCGGGGCUGACGAGCGCGCACCCGGGCCGCUGGGUCACCAGCUUCCCGCUCACGCUCAUGGUGCUGUUCUUUCUGCAGCAAGACACCGGCGCCGGCGCCGUCCUGCCCACCGUGAAGCACCUCGUCCAGGUCGCCGGCAAGGAGGACAUUCGAGUCGCGGAGGAAAACCUGAACUGCACGUUCCUUCGCGACAUGAACAAGCUGGCCCCAGAGCGUUACGGCCAGAGCCAAGACAGCUUGGAGACGCUGCUCCUCAAGUUCUUCGAGUUCUACGCUCAGUUCGACUUCCAGGAGAAAGCCAUCUCCAUCAACGAGGGAACCGCUAUCCGGAAACCGAACGCCCUCCCGUUGUACAUAGUCAAUCCUCUGGAGCAAUCCUUGAACGUGAGCAGGAACGUCAGCUACGAGGAGUGCCAGAGGUUGCAGGCCGAAGUCAGGAACGCCGCGUGGCAGCUGGAAGCGGGCUUAGAAGGACAGAAAUCGGACGAUUGGGGUAUCGUGGGCCUCAUCGAAAGGAAGGCGUCGAGAGGGUUGAAGAAGUUACUCCGAGUGGGAAACUCACACAGACUGGUGUCUGUGAAGGACCUAUUUAAGGAAGACGAAAACGUAGAAUCUGAAGACGGACUCCGAAGUAAACUUCAAAGACUGACGCAGAAGAGUGAGACGGAGCAGGAGGACGGAGUGAGAGAGAUGAAGAAAGAGUUGCAGACCAAACUGGAUAGGAAAGUAAAGAAUGAACCGUUGAAGUUCAAAAAUAGGCAGGUGGCGAGUGAAGUGAUGCGAAUACGGAGAAAUAAGUUGUUAUAGUUAAUUUGUGUGGAGCCCGUAUUUAGAAUGGUGUGAGUUGAUUGAGGAAAUGCGAUUGGACGUCGGGGCCUGUUCAAGACUUUAACCUAUUGAUAAAUUAUGACGACUAGCAUCAAUAUUUGCUUAACUAUUCCACUGCCUGAGUACAUCGCGUACUUUAAUCCUAUCAUCCAGAAUUAUAAAUUAUACUGUUAGUUUAACUAAAUUACAUAUUAAUGAGUGAAUGUGAUGUUUGUAAAUUGUACAGUCUAUACUUAGGUAAAUAUUAGUUUUGUUGAGGUUUUGUUUGAUACUGUAUGUAAAUGACAUUCUUGUAGUGGGUAAAAGCUGCGAAUAAACGUUUAUAAUGUU
Molecule: messenger RNA, 2234 nt
Organism: Ostrinia nubilalis (European corn borer)
Lineage: Eukaryota; Metazoa; Arthropoda; Insecta; Lepidoptera; Crambidae
Product: poly(A) RNA polymerase, mitochondrial-like
Exons: 7
Coding region: 33-1883 (616 amino acids)
Molecular function (GO): poly(A) RNA polymerase activity
Source: RefSeq, a predicted model, not a curated record